AUGGCGUCUGCCGCAGGGAGUAGCGGAGGCGGGAACAACAUCAAAGUUGUUGCCCGUUUCCGUCCUCAGAACAAAGUCGAGAUCGCAAAUGGAGGCCAGCCUAUUGUCCAGUUCGCAGGCGAGGACACGGUCCAGCUUCAGUCCUCCGAGACCAAUGCGCCUUUUACCUUCGAUCGAGUCUUUGACAUGUCCUCCCAACAAGCCGACAUUUUCGAUUUCUCCAUAAGAUCUACCGUGGAAGAUGUCAUGAAUGGCUACAAUGGCACCGUCUUCGCCUACGGCCAGACGGGUGCUGGAAAGUCUUAUACAAUGAUGGGAGACAUGGACGAUUCGGACAAGAAGGGUAUCAUUCCUCGCAUCACCGAACAGAUCUUCGAUUCUAUCCUCGUUCACGGCUCAGCGCAAAUUGAAUAUACCGUCGGCAUAUCCUACUUGGAAAUUUACAUGGAACGGAUACGCGAUUUACUGAACCCGGUCAUGGACAAUCUUCCCAUCAACGAAGGCCCAAGGGGACCAUAUGUGAAAGGGUUGCGUGAGAUUUAUGUCAACACGGUGGAGGAAGUCUAUACAGCUAUGCAUCUCGGGCAGAGGUCAAGAGUCACCGCGUCCACCAACAUGAAUUUGGAAUCGUCGCGCUCACAUUCGAUAUUCUUGGUCACCAUAAAUCAGAAAGAUGUCAACACCGGGUCGCAAAAGAGUGGUAUGCUAUAUCUUGUGGACUUGGCAGGGUCAGAAAAGGUCGGCAAGACGGGCGCAAGUGGACAAACGCUGGAAGAAGCAAAGAAGAUCAACAAGAGCUUAAGUGCGCUGGGAAUGGUCAUCAAUGCCCUGACGGACGGCAAAUCAACACACGUCCCCUAUCGAGACUCCAAGUUGACCAGAAUUCUGCAAGAAAGUUUGGGCGGUAAUUCAAGAACAACCCUGAUUAUCAAUUGUUCCCCCAGCAGUUACAAUGAUGCCGAAACCGUCAGCACCCUGCGAUUUGGUAUGAGAGCAAAGACAAUCAAGAACAAGGCCAAGAUCAACGCCGAAUUGAGUCCGGCAGAGCUCAAGCGCCAACUCAAGCUCGCUCAGAACCAGACCAUGACCUUCGAAAAGUAUAUUGCCUCGUUGGAUUCGGAGUUACAGCAAUGGCGGAAGGGCGAGACGGUUCCGAAAGAAAAAUGGGUGCCUCCGUUGGGUGGCACUGGGCAGAAGUCGGACGCCAAGGCACGACCAGACACCCCUUCAAGAGCACCUUCAGAACUUCUCAGAUCAGAUACCCCUAGUAGACCCGACUCCCGGACUGGCGAAAGAUCAAGCACGCCCAGUAUUAUACUCGAGAAAGAUGAGCGAGAGGAAUUCUUGCGACGAGAGAAUGAACUUCAAGAUCAGCUUACCGAGAAGGAGACACAGGCAGCCAACGCGGAGCGAAGCCUUCAAGAAGCUCGAGAGGAACUCAAAUCGUACAAGGAAGGGGCCAUGCGGACGGCCAAGGAGAACGAGAGCAUGGCGGAUAAACUAAACAAGACACAAUUGGAGUUGCAGAAGCUGUCGUACCAGAGCAAGGAAGAUGCAAUUACAAUGGAGGGCUUGAAAGACGCCAACUCGGAACUAGAGGCGGAGCUGAUUUCCGUCAAACAGCAGUUGCUCGAACUCAAGAUGAGCGCCAAAGAGACCACGGCGGCUUUGGACGAAAAGGACCGCAAGAAGAAAGAGAAGAUGGCAAAGAUGAUGGCGGGCUUUGACCUCGGCGACAGUGCAUUCUCCGACAAUGAAGAUCGCAUGCGAGAGAUGCUAGAUCAAGUGGACGCUUUGCACGCCGCAAGCCUCAAUGGCGAAGCUGUACCAAGCCAUGUUUUGGAAGAUCUUCGCUCAAAAUUGUUGGAAUCGCAGACGCUCGUGCGACAGGCAGAGAAAUCUCUCAAUGACCGGGCCGAGGACGAACACGAGGACCGAACAAUCGCGCUGGAAGAGAAACUGGCCGCGGUGCAACAGGAUUACGAAGGCCUGUUGACUCGAAAUCUGGGCCCUGAGGAUAUGGAAGAUGUCAAAGGACGACUCGAGCAAUUAUUCUCAGACCGACAGGAUACGCAGAGCGAACUUGUCCACGACCUACGAGAUCAGCUCACGCACAAGUCGCAAGAAAUCGAGCGGUUACAGAAGACCAUCACAGAUCUCCAGUCCAGGGGUACUGCCAAUGGCGCUGGUGUGUCCAACGGUGUCACAAGCAAGACUUUGCAACAACAAAUUGCCGACUUCGAGUCGAUGAAGAAGAACCUGAUGCGUGACCUGCAGAAUCGGUGCGAGCGGGUGGUGGAGUUGGAGAUUUCGCUCGAUGAGACGCGAGAGCAGUACAACAACGUGCUCCGAUCGAGUAACAACCGCCAACAACAGAAGAAGAUGGCGUUUUUGGAGCGCAACCUGGAGCAACUCACAGUGGUCCAGAGACAGCUUGUCGACCAGAACACGAGCCUGAAGAAGGAAGUCGCGAUUGCGGAGCGAAAACUGAUUGCCCGAAAUGAACGGAUCCUGAGUCUGGAGAGUCUGCUGGCGGAAAGCCAAGACAAAUUGACAGCAGCUAACCACAGGUUCGAAGCACAACUUGCUGCAGUCAAGGAACGUCUCGAAGCGGCAAAGAUAUCAUCAAGAAACAUGGCAACUGGUGGAGCCGGUGCGACGGGUGGAUUCAACAGCCUGAUGAACGCCGGCGCAAGGAUAGCCAAACCUCUCCGCGGAGGCGGUGGUGCACCAUCCAAUCUUGACGGAGCCAAUGGCGCGCCCAGCUUACCGAUCAUCUCGAACUUGGCCGGGUCUGAAGGAAACAAACGGAGCAGCUGGUUUUUCAACACAAAUCGAUGA
Messenger RNA from Fonsecaea multimorphosa CBS 102226, 2841 nucleotides. RefSeq lists its product as uncharacterized. Gene Ontology annotation, molecular function: ATP binding; microtubule motor activity; microtubule binding. NCBI's taxonomy places the organism in Eukaryota, Fungi, Ascomycota, Eurotiomycetes, Chaetothyriales, Herpotrichiellaceae. The transcript has 5 exons. Bases 1 to 2841 code for a protein of 946 amino acids. The record is from RefSeq and is a predicted model, not a curated record. Gene Ontology annotation, biological process: microtubule-based movement.